Messenger RNA from Rosa rugosa (rugosa rose), 937 nucleotides. RefSeq lists its product as uncharacterized. The coding region runs from base 1 to 525 and encodes 174 amino acids. The transcript has 7 exons. Lineage: Eukaryota; Viridiplantae; Streptophyta; Magnoliopsida; Rosales; Rosaceae. The record is from RefSeq and is a predicted model, not a curated record.
AUGAUUGGGUUUAUUGCAAAAAUCUCAACUCUUCCCCGUCUUCUUCUGUUGGUCUAUCAGAUUGGGGAGAGGUUUGGACUGGAAACAAAGAAAACGACGAAUCUUGGUAUUAUUGCUGGUGUGGCUGCUCUGGUUUUUGGAUUCAAUGAGUUGCCUGAAGUGGGUUGGAGGGUGAAGAGGUUGUGGCUUUUGGGUUUUCAGAGGGGAGAAAGGAAGAAACAGAACAAGAAGAAGGAGAAAGGAAGAAACAGAACAACGGGAAGGACAGAAGAGGCAGAGAUAUCCAACAGAGGAGAAGAACUGCUCUACUUCACAGAUUCAAGUGUAGAGACGAAGAAGGGAUGUUCUUGGUAUAUUGGGUCUGUCAGUAGCUUUGAAAGCACCUGUGUACUCAAUUGGACCAACUUAGGAGUGGAGUGCCUUCUGUGUAAUAAAAAGUUUCUGGUCAAGUUCAGACUCCAAAGUUGCAUAUACUCAAGAACUUGGGAAAACCAGUUUUUUAAACUUCUUGACGCAGAAGUUUGACAGUUUAAGGAUUCUGCUCCAAGGCCAUGCAAAUACUGAAAGGCACUUUGCAUUGUGUCUUCAUCAAGAUUGGGUAUCAAGGUGGGCUUUGCUUAAAAAUUAGGAUCAAGAAGGUUGGUAUGCGGAGAUAAUAAUAAAGGCAUACGGAGAAAGCUUGCCUUGACCACACUGCUGGCUUAGUUGCUGUGCGUAAAUAGUACUAUCGUAUCUAGUAGUUGGUGACUUAUUUUGGUAACCUCCUUGAUUGUACAAGAUAGACAAUAUUACUUGCUAGAUUGAGGUUACUUUUGGUUAGGAUUGCUGGAUUUGAUCAUAUCUGGAUAUGGAUACGUACUUUUGGAAAUGUUUUGGAUUGGCAAUGUAAGAACAGAUGACAUUGAUAUAUGACAAUGUUAUAUUUUGGAUUUGUUCA